GUAAUCGAUUUCAUUGUUCGACUUUUUCCAUCCAUAAAAAGUUGAAUUUACUUUUUUAACCAUAGAUUUUUGUAACCUAUGUUUGUAACUGUCAAGUCAAAAUGAUUAUAAACGUCACAAAAGAUACAUAUGUGACAAAUAUUUAUUUAAAACAAUUUAAAAUGAUUAAUAUUUAUGACAAAUGACGUGAAAAGUUGUUGAAAGCAGUGUCCAUGAGGUAGAUAUAAAGUUAAAUUUUCAUUUAUUCACUAAAACAUUGAACAGUUUUUUUUAAACGAUCGUAAAAAAUGUUUCGAAAAGCUGUAGUGACUCAAAUUGGCUCUGUGUUGCGGCAAGCUCUUACAACCUUUUCAAGUGUGAAUGAAAUAAAAGGUGUUUUUCAUUCAAAUUUGGCGUUAUUAAAGACAAUGUUGGAAAGAAUAACUGCGGAAGACGUAGGCUUUGAUCCUUUGUUUAUGUCAGACGCCUUGUGGAAUCGUCCUCACAAAGCACCUGUAACAUACGUUAAUAUAUACGAAAACGAUGUACUGAGUGUGGGAAUCUUUGUAUUAAAACCUGGAAUGAAAUUGCCCCUUCAUGAUCAUCCUCAAAUGUAUGGUCUUAUUAAGGUUAUUGCAGGCAAAAUAAAAAUUACUAGUUUUUCUCUAAAUACUGAAAAGACUGUAAAGGUGGAGAGUAAUGUUGAAGAUAACAUUUUUGUACCCAAAACUCAUGUUGUAGAAAUGAAUACAGAAAUAAUAGCAGAUAUAUCAUCAGAAAGUUGUUGUUUGGAACCAGAUAGUAAGAAUUUGCAUGAAAUUGAAAGUUUAGAUGGUCCUGCAGCUUUUCUAGAUAUUCUGUCACCACCCUACGAAACACUGAUAGAGAGCAAUGGGAAGCGAAAAUGUACUUAUUACAAAAUAAAAAAAGAAUUAAGUCCUUCAGUAUUUGUGGUUGAAGAAACUAAUUCACCAUCGUGGUUUUGGAGUGAUUCCUAUCCAUAUACUGGCCCUGAGUUGGUAUGAAAUUGAUUGUACUAACUGAAAAUAUUUGUAAUUUUUAUUUUAAUUUUGUAAACAUUGAUGUUAUAUUAGUUGGAAUAGUAAAAUAGAAAUUCUAUCACAUUUAUAAAAAA
Agrilus planipennis (emerald ash borer) is the source of this 1114-nucleotide messenger RNA. Its product is annotated as 2-aminoethanethiol dioxygenase. Gene Ontology annotation, molecular function: oxidoreductase activity, acting on single donors with incorporation of molecular oxygen, incorporation of two atoms of oxygen. Bases 288 to 1004 code for a protein of 238 amino acids. The transcript has 2 exons. NCBI's taxonomy places the organism in Eukaryota, Metazoa, Arthropoda, Insecta, Coleoptera, Buprestidae. The record is from RefSeq and is a predicted model, not a curated record. Gene Ontology annotation, cellular component: mitochondrion.